AUGGUAUGCCUGCAACCGCCCGAUACAGAACUAGACGUGCAGCAAAAGCCUGAUGGGUUCGAAUGUCUGGCCAUUGACAGGAAGAAGCGACAUAGGUCUGUGAUAGAGUCCCUUCCUGGAGCGAAGCCUACCCUCCACUCCUCGACUUCUGCUCAAACACAUUACGAUGCAACCGGCACUUCGAACACGACCGGCCUCUCGACAGUCGGCGAGGCUGCUGUUGAUUCGUUGUCUGCACCUCCCGAGGGAAUUGAGCAAUGUGCAACCCGACGAACGUCGUCCUUCUCGAGACACAGAUUGUUGCAUUCGGUCCCGCACUACGCCUUUCUGAUGCGCCUUUCUCAACCCCAACGUUCCGAUGCGAGGCCUCUGGAGGACAUCGUUCUUCAUUUGGCAUCAGACAAAAACCAAGGAUCGUUUGCCCCCGUCUCGGGAUGCAGCGAAGAUGAACUGCACUAUCUCAAGAGCGUCGGUUGCUUCGAUGUACCUCCAUCCCAUGUCCUUUCGGCGUUGAUUGAUGCUUACUUCACUAUCUUCCACCCAUUCUUCCCUGUUGUCCAAAAGUCGGACUUCUUACACUCCAUCAAGUCCAUCGAAGUUUCGAUGGGCCCCAGUCCAAACGCUGCACAUCAUGCCAGCCCGGCUCAACAUGCUUCUAUUCCAGAGUUGCCCCCUCGAAAUACACAUUUCAGUCUCCUGCUCCUCCAAGCUGUGCUUUUCAUAGCAAUCGGAGUUGUGCCCUCGGAGGUCGUGUUGGCCGCAGGAUUUUCGUCCCGCAAGCAAGCGCGCCAUGCAUAUUACCUCAAGGCUCGCCGCCUCUAUGACCUCGACUAUGAUGAAGAUCCGAUUGCCACUAUUCAGGCCCUAUUACUGAUCAGUCAGUACUAUCCUUCUAUCACUGAACGGAAGCACACGUGGCAUUGGAUACACCAAGCUAUCAGCCUAGCUCAAGUCAGCGGGCUGCACAGGGACCCUGGCAAUGUCCCGCAUCGGGCUCUGUGGGCGCGAAUCUGGUGGGCGUGUGUUGUACGAGACCGGUGCAAUGGCCUGGGGACUGGCCGUCCUCUCAUGAUCAACAGCCUGGACUGCACCACGCCGAUGUUGGUGCUUGAUGAUGUCGAAGAAGAAGGUGACUCCGAGCAAGAUCUUGAGAUAAAGGCCAUAUUCAUCGAAUUCGUCAAGCUCUGCCAGAUCGUAGAAGGCAUCGUCACACUGCGCUAUUCAAGCUCAAUGGCGGAUGCGGCUCCUCCUGAUCAGCUCAAAGUCUGCGAAGAUGCCCUAGAACGCUGGACACACUCUCUGCCACCUCAAGCGAAGCGACAAGACCAUCUACAAACGUUCUCGGGGAAUAUAGGUGUCGCCACCAUGUACCGUGCAAUCUUGCACGCAUGCUUGAACACCAUUCGCAUUGCCUUGUAUCAGUCACUAACUCUGUGGAAUGGAGCCGGGGAUUGGGCUACUACGUGUCAACAAAAGGUUGAAUUCGCGGCUUUGGACAACACACAGCUUUUUACCCAUCUCGUCAACCUUGACCUAGUGCGAUUCUGUCCCACGAUCGCAGUGACGUUUACAUUGGCGCCUCUUAUUGUGCAUGUCCUUGGGAUCAGAUCCUCAAGAUCGGAGGAGAGACUCCAAGUACAUAAGAACCGAUUUGAGCUGUGCAUGAUAUUCCUGCGCCAGCUGCGUGAUAUUUACUGGCACGCAAUCUUCUACUGCGAAUUCUUCGAGCUGGCGGCGUCAAUCAAGGACCAUCAGUUGAGAACGCAAAUGUCAGAGGCCCAUGAUCCUUUGGCUUCCUUUCUCACACAGCGUAUCAGUGUUGGCGAUCUCAUGGUGCUUCGACAUUAUCAAAACCUCGGAAGAGCUGGUGAAGUGGAUGAUCUACAAAUGGCCCCAUCAGCAUCACCGGUAUAUUCCCCGGAAUGGUCUCAGAACGCCAGACAGGAAGGUCAUGGUUACGGCAAUCUAAGAGGGACGCCAUCAAGCCUCAAUAUACCAACCCAUUUAUCUGACACCGUGGCUUCCGACCAUGGCUAUAUGAACCACGCUGAACCUAUGAACAUGAAUGAAUGGUUAGCUGCGCAUUCGCGUACUGGCCAGUCCAUUCCAUUCGCCUGA
Fonsecaea erecta is the source of this 2118-nucleotide messenger RNA. RefSeq lists its product as hypothetical. Gene Ontology annotation, molecular function: DNA binding; zinc ion binding. Lineage: Eukaryota; Fungi; Ascomycota; Eurotiomycetes; Chaetothyriales; Herpotrichiellaceae. Gene Ontology annotation, biological process: DNA-templated transcription. Bases 1 to 2118 code for a protein of 705 amino acids. The record is from RefSeq and is a predicted model, not a curated record. The transcript has 2 exons.